AUGGGCGGCGUCGCCUCUUGGUGCGGCACACGACGCGUCGAUACGAAUGUGACGUCGCAGAUAGUGCAACUGAAGGGCCAGAGGGAUGUAUUAGAGGAGCACCGCGCCUCCCUGGCGCAUCGCCUGGCGGAGCUUGAGGAGACUACUCGAAACCAUGUGCGCUCCGGGGAAAAGGAUAAGGCGUUGAUGUGUCUUCGCAAGAAGGCCCUGCUAAACGAGCAGUUGUCUAAGGUGGACACUUACCUCUACCAGGUGCUGACGGUGAUCUCGGAUACGGAGAUGGCUCAGGUCAACUUUGACGUAUAUAAGCACCUCAAGUUAGGUACCGAGCUUGUGGCCAAGAUAUCGCAAGACAUGAAAAUCGAAGAUAUCGAGGCUAUGAUGGAACUCAAGCAGCGGUGCAACGAUGAUAUGAUGGAGGCUAGUCAGAUACUGGCCCAGGGAUUCGCCGAUGUGGAUGAAUCUGAACUCCUGCAGGAGCUUGAUACGCUAUGUGGUGCGGAUGCAUCCCCAGCACCCGUAACGGCAGCUGCAACACCUACCACUAUUCAAGCAGCUGCAAAAGCAGACGUUCCGUUAACACAGGAACCUCUGCAUUCAAUCCCUUCCUCAUUGCCGGAAAAGCGGCAUGAGGCGCCCCGUGUAGGGCCGGCUCAAAAAGCAGCCAUUCCGUCCUGA
This is a messenger RNA of Babesia ovata, 678 nucleotides long. RefSeq names its product charged multivesicular body 6. Gene Ontology annotation, cellular component: ESCRT III complex; multivesicular body. The coding region runs from base 1 to 678 and encodes 225 amino acids. The record is from RefSeq and is a predicted model, not a curated record. The transcript has 3 exons. Gene Ontology annotation, biological process: late endosome to vacuole transport via multivesicular body sorting pathway; vesicle budding from membrane. Lineage: Eukaryota; Apicomplexa; Aconoidasida; Piroplasmida; Babesiidae.